Messenger RNA from Exaiptasia diaphana, 671 nucleotides. RefSeq lists its product as uncharacterized. The annotation marks the transcript as partial. The record is from RefSeq and is a predicted model, not a curated record. The transcript has 2 exons. NCBI's taxonomy places the organism in Eukaryota, Metazoa, Cnidaria, Anthozoa, Actiniaria, Aiptasiidae.
UGAAAUUCAACCAUGGUACACUGCAGAGCAGAUAAAAAACGCUGCCCACCUACUUAAUACUUUAAGAUUCAACAACGGCUUUGAGCAGUGGUUUGCACCAGAAURCAAGAGAGGGCAAGGACACCAAGACUACUCCAUUCUAUGUGGUUUAGCUGCAGAAUUUUUAAUAGAUCUCUUUGGUAAUGUAUGGAAUAGUACAGAGAAAACUGUUGUUUUGCCAAAAGGGAGAAAGAAGUUUCAGCCAUACUACUUACCUACAAUUGAUGCUACUGUUGACCAGAGGAGUCUUCCCCUUGGCUAUGCCUGGGAUAAGGAUCAACCAGAUCCUGAAAAGCUUUGUGAUGCAAACAAUUGUGUAGUCCAAGACCAUGACUAUUGUCGACUGUUAACUUGUGGUCACUCCUUUCAUAUCCACUGCAUGCCUGAUGGAAGUUGUCCAGUGUGUUUGCCAAACCUAUUGUCUAAAAUCUCCACAGUUUCUACUACUUUCAAUAUUGGGCUUCUAGAAAAGAACGACAACAACCUUGAUGAUGGUGACGAUGAGGAUCCUGAUGAUGAUAAYGACGAAGACGAUAUGCCAAGCACUCCAAAGAGUUCAUCGUUUUAUUUAUCCACCGAAUUCAAGAUAUCCCUAAAAAAUCGAUUCCAUCGAAAAGUAGCAGAAGAGUAAC